AUGACACAGUACGGGUACAGAGACACGCAGAACCCCUUUGAUCACCGCGAUGAUUCGCAAGUCGACGGCUAUGCAGCAUCUGGCAAUGUUGAAAUGGCUUCACUCGCACAUAAUGCCAGUUCUUUUGCGUCUGGCGAUCCAAACGCCAUAUUGAACGAAUGCCGAAGCAUUGAUCGAGGAAUCGAUCAGAUUGACCAAAAUCUAAACCAACUGCGCAUGCUGCAAGAUCGGUCACUCAACGAAGCGGAAGCGUCUGGAUCUUCAACAUCAAGACAACUGGACUCGCUUGCAUCGGAGACAAUGGCAUUGUACCGACAACUUACUGAGCGCGUGCGCCAGGUGAAGAGUCAACGGGAAGCGCAGCAGCCAAAAAACUCCCCGCAGGUUGGUCGCGUCGAUCGACGCCUCAAGCAGGCCAUCCAGUCUUACCAACAGGUCGAAUCGGCAUUUCGUAAAAAGACGCAAGACCAGAUGGCACGCCAGUACCGAAUUGUGCGGCCAGACGCAACGGAAUCUGAAGUCAGAGCUGUUGUUGAAGACACCAGUGCCGGAGGCCAAGUGUUCCAACAAGCCAUGAUGCAAAGCGACCGCCGUGGCCAAGCUCGUGCAGUCCUCAGUGCUGUUCAGGAUCGUCAUGCAGCCUUACAGAAGAUCGAGGAGCAAAUGGUUGAACUGGCACAACUAUUCCAGGACAUGGACACACUCAUUAUCCAACAGGACGCUCAGGUAAUGCAGAUCGAACAAAAAGCAGAAGAGGCAGUAGAAAACCUCGAUAAAGGCAAUGAGGAAAUCGGGGUCGCUGUCGUAACAGCUAAAAAGACACGGAAGAAGAAGUGGAUCUGCUUGGGCAUUUCUGGGCACCCCCCUGUGGCGAUGGUCUAUGGGCAAUCGAAGACGGUGAGAGACAACGGCCGUUCAAACACAGCCCAGCUGUCGAGUCGCUAUGUUAUCAAUACGGACUUCGCCGCUGGUGAUGGAGGCAAUUCUGGGCUUAAAGACAAGCGCCUUGUUGUCCCCGAUCCCUUAGUUUUUUGA
Molecule: messenger RNA, 1035 nt
Organism: Grosmannia clavigera kw1407
Lineage: Eukaryota; Fungi; Ascomycota; Sordariomycetes; Ophiostomatales; Ophiostomataceae
Product: snare protein nsyn1
Exons: 3
Coding region: 1-1035 (344 amino acids)
Biological process (GO): vesicle fusion; intracellular protein transport; exocytosis
Cellular component (GO): SNARE complex; endomembrane system; plasma membrane
Molecular function (GO): SNARE binding; SNAP receptor activity
Source: RefSeq, a predicted model, not a curated record